GAUAUAGCAGUGAAAAAGGCCAGAAAACCCUUGGAUGGUGGUUUGAAUGUCUUACCCUCUCUCAUUUUCUUUCCCCAUCCCCCAGGAAGCUGGCUGGAGUGUGAUGACUUAAAAGGCCCAUGUGCUGAAAGACGUGAGCAAUUUAAAGUGCCUGCUUCAGAGAUACAUAUUGUUAUUUGGGAAAGAAAGGCGUCCCAAAUGGCAGAUAAAGCAGCUGCCUGCCUUCCACUGGAAAAGACUGAUGGCCAGCCCGCGUCCGGAGGUGAGGGGCAAGCGUCCCCGGCGGUAUUUUCUGUGGCUGACGCUGCCUCAGCUGAGGCGUCCUCAGGAACUCAGCCCCCAAAUACAUCUGUUGCUCCCACUCUUUCAUGGGAUGGAGUUGUAGCUCUUGAACAUCAUUUACUUCCAAGCCCAAAAGGUUUGGUUGACAGUAUUUUACCUUUGACAUUUGAAGAAACGCAGGUUAAAUCUGAAGGUUUCCCAUUAGUAAAUAAACCUGUGGCAGAAAAUGGAGGCGUUGUCAGAACAAAUACUCCACAAUCCCAAGAACCACUAAUGGCUUCUCUAGUAUCAGCUUCGUGUAAGGAAAAGCUUACCCAAGACCCGUGUGUGGAAUUAAGCUUUCCAUCUCAAAUUGUGAAUGCAGACAUGCAGUCUGUACAGCUGAGCGCAGAAGACACUGAAAUGACUGAACCCGUGAAUAAUGCCCGUGCUCUUGAUCCUAUACAGGAAGUAAAAGCAAUAGAAAUUGAAGGUACAGUUUCCUCAGAGAAGGACACCCCAUUAAAACAAUGUCUUUCACCAAAAACAGAGAAAUUAAAGCCAGAACAUUAUGUUAAACCUCAGGUAUCUAAUUCGAAGAAAAAAGAAAUUGCAGCAUGUUCUCAAACCAUAGCAGCUAAGUCACUACAGAAUCCAUCUCUGAAAGAGACUCAGAAGAAACCGUUUGUGGGAAGUUGGGUUAAAGGCUUGCUAAGCAAGGGGGCAUCUUUUAUGCCGCCCUGUGUCUUAGCUCAUAAUAGAAACACCGUAGCUGAUCUGCAGCCUUCAGUUAAAGGGGCCAGUAAUUUUGGUGGCUUUAAAACUAAAGGUAGAAACCAAAAGGCCAACCAGGCAUCCAGGAAAGCUCACAGGUUUGCAAGUAAGCCUCCUUCAGUUGGGGACCCUCCACCAAGUGACCCACUGCCAGGGGACGUGGCUUCUCAUCUACAGGCUGAUGUCAGUGCUGCUUCAGAAGUUUUGAAGAACGGUGAAAACGCCUCACAAGGAGCUCACCUCAGCCACAAUUCCUGUGGAAAUGAAAAUGGUGUUUCUUCAGUAAACCAUGGAGACUCAGUUGAGGGUCAGAUUCAUAAACUUCGUCUAAAACUUCUUAAAAAACUUAAGGCAAAAAAGAAGAAACUGGCUGCUCUUAUGUCUUCGCCCCAAAAUGGAAUGCCUGCAAGUGAAAAUGUAGAACCUGUGUCCCAGUGUGGGUCUCCUAAUGACUGUGACUCAAUAGAAGUUUUGUUAAAAGAACUACAAUAUCAAAUUGAUAUUGCCGAUAAUAAAUCCGGAUGCACCACAGUUUCUGGUGUUUCCUCUUACAGUGGUCAAACUCAUGAAGAAAUUUUAGCAGAAUUGCUGUCUCCUUCAACUGUUGUUUCAACAGCACUCUCAGAAAACGGGGAGGCUGACUUUAGAUACUUAGAAAUGGGAGACAACCACAUCCCGGCACCAGUACCUAAUGCUUUAGACAGUACUCCCCCCAACAUACAUCUGAGACAGGACCACAAUUACUGCAGCCCCUCCAAGAAAAAUCAAUGCCAAGUUCAACCAAACUCUCUCACAAGUAAUGCCUGCAGUAGAACAUUGAACUGGGAAAGUUCCGUGAAGACUGAUAUUUUUGAUGAAUUUUUUUCCACUUCAGCAUUAAACUCUUUAGCAGAUGACACAGACUUACCUCAUUUUGAUGAAUAUCUGUUUGAGAGUUGUUGAAAACUCUUUUUUAAUAUUUAUUCCUGCUCUUGGAAAAACUUGCCAUGAUUUUAGGUGG
Messenger RNA from Manis javanica (Malayan pangolin), 2035 nucleotides. The record is from RefSeq and is a predicted model, not a curated record. NCBI's taxonomy places the organism in Eukaryota, Metazoa, Chordata, Mammalia, Pholidota, Manidae.